AAUUCAUCCCACCCGUGGACCACAUGCAAGGCCAUCUCCACCUUAAACAUGGAUCCCGCAGCAUUCCAAGCGACAUAAUUCGGAAUUAUAGUGAAUAAUUUCCAUGCCGAAUACACGAUCUCUCCACCACAAUCCUCAAGAUGUCGCCAAUAGCAACGCGGUGAAUAAUGCUUCGGCAGGGUUGCAAGCCAGCAACACUGCGCGUAUUCGCCCGACCAGCAUCCGCACGCGUCUACAGCAGCAGACCGCACAGCGAGGGGGACAACCGUCCUCCUCUUCAUCCAUCACAGUGGCACGACACCGGACGCACAGCACUCCACAAUCUGUCGGUGAUGUAAACUUGCCGGAGCUCAAUCUCCACGGUUUAUCGUCGACCGAGGAAGAUACGGACGAUGCCUCCGUGGCACGAGCAGCGAUCACAUCUCGGAACCUCUCUCAGCGACCACGUCAACCGCGUUUAGUGCGCCAGGCUGCACGCCGCCCGGUGAGGACAGCUUCACCUGCGGACGGGCGCGGUCUACGAACCACCGCGAAUACAGCCACGAUCCGAGGCGAUGUUAAUGGCACCGCGCAUUCCCGCCCCAGACAGCGACUAAAUCCUCAAUCGCAACCUGCUUCAGGCCAUGCUGGGAACGGUGGGAAACACGAAGAGGAAGAGUCGGAUUUCAUGAACCGACAAGCCGAUGGCAGUUAUCUUCUGGGGCUGUACACUAGCGACGGAAAUGGGCCUGGCACAUCGAGCCGAUCAUUGGGAUUUGGAGCAUCUGUUGGUGCUGGCGGAAUCCCAUGGGCGCAGCAGGAGCAGGAAGAUUUUUUGAACGCACAGAAAGACGAGGAAGAAGAAGGUACGUGGAUGCUGACAUACCGCAGAGAUUGUCAAGGCCGCACAACACCUGUGGACAGGAACAUGAUUGUGUUCCAUUCGUGUGCGCCGUGAGGGUUCUCCGCGGUCUGCCAACGGAUGCAUUCCAUUGUUGAUGCACGAGGCAAAGAAUGACAGGGAAUCUCGGCGCUAACGGUCUCCCUCAUAUAGCCGCACAUUAUUCGUUGAUCGCUCGCAAGUUCUUCGCCGCCGGUUACGCUCUUGAUGGACACGGCAGCAAACAUGCACAUGAAGGUAAAGCUUCUCCUUUCCAC
This is a messenger RNA of Dissoconium aciculare CBS 342.82, 1137 nucleotides long. RefSeq lists its product as uncharacterized. The transcript has a single exon. NCBI's taxonomy places the organism in Eukaryota, Fungi, Ascomycota, Dothideomycetes, Mycosphaerellales, Dissoconiaceae. The coding region runs from base 104 to 937 and encodes 277 amino acids. The record is from RefSeq and is a predicted model, not a curated record.